Molecule: messenger RNA, 1679 nt
Organism: Coregonus sp. 'balchen'
Lineage: Eukaryota; Metazoa; Chordata; Actinopteri; Salmoniformes; Salmonidae
Source: the annotation of a GenBank genome assembly
AUGUACGUCCAGGACUAUGUGUGUCCCCGGCGUUGUAUGUGUGUUCUGUUCUGGCUGUGUGCGUGUGCUGUGGUGACUCUUCUUACCGGUGUACUCUGCAGCGAUGGGACGGUUCCGACAGCUCCGUCAGGUGAGAACAGAGCAGAAAGGGGUGAGACUGCAUCCUCAGAGAUGAGGACCUGUCUGGAAUCCUUACACAUAGCUCUCUUCUCUCCUUUCCUUUCCUUCCCUCUCCAUAUUCCCUGUUUCUUUCCUUUCUCUGUCUCUGUCUCGCCCCCUCCCCUCUCCUCCUUCUCUCCACCCCUAUUUCCUACUUUCCCUCUUCUCUCUCCCCUUCCACUGCUUUCUCCCUCUCCCCUGUUUGUGUUUGAGGGGUGAGUUCUGAGUGGGUGUAUCCUAUGCCCCUGGCAGACCCCCCCUCCCCUCCAGAGGUACGUUGCUGGUCUCCCAGUUACCCCUUCAAAGCCCUCUGCUCCUGGUCUGAGCCGCCACAGACCCCGCUUCCCAUACAGUACAUCACCACCUACAGGUAAAUUGUUUGUGUGUGUGUGUGUGUGUGUGUGUGAGAAAGAGUUUGAGAGAGAGAGGCUUGUAGAUGCUAAAAACAUCCCCCUUUCUCAGUUUAUCACUCCCUAUGUCCUAGUAUGAAAGGCGGAGAGAUCCAGCAGUGCCGUCCCUACCCCACCUCCAUGCCGCCUCUCCCCAGCCCAGAGUCCUCUCUCCCUGGGGUGAAUGGCUCCUCUCCAGGGGCGAGGAGGCUCUGUGUCCUAGAGGGUCUAAAGCUCUACACGUCUUACAAGCUCAACAUCACAGCAGUCAACCCUAAUGGCAGCGCCUCCCACCUACAGACCUUCACAAUAGAGGAUAUUGGUAAGAACCUGUCUCUUUGUCUCUGUCUGUGUGUCUCCCACCUAUUGGAAUAUUAGUAGGAGGAUCAUUGUGAACCAGUGUGUGUGUGUGCGUGUGUAGUGAAGCCGGACCCCCCUGUGAAUGUGACUGUGCGAGUCGUUCCCGGGAAGUGGAAGCUGUUAGUGAAGUGGGCCCCUCCCCCUUCCUGGUCUGACCACACCCUCUUCCCCCUCAAGUACCAAGUCAGAUACCACUGGGACAACAAGGGUACCCCACAUGAGAUCACCGUGAGUACAGACUCUUAUAGUGUGUGUGUGUGUGUGUGUGUGUGACACUGUCUUUCUCUCCUUUUCUCACUCUCUCUCUCCUCCCCCCUCUCACUCAAUUUUUUCUGUCUCCCUUUCUCUCUCUCCCACUCUCUGUAGUUGGAUCCAUUUGAGGACACCAAGAAGGUUCUACCAGGGCUGUUUCCUGGGAGGUCUUAUGUAGUUCAGGUGUGUUCCAUAGAACUGAUGGGGCUGGGACAGAGCAGUGACUGGAGUCUACCUAUUACUAUCACUAUGCCUGCACACUGAACACACACACACACACACACUGAGAUAACACACACACAUGCUCAUGUGUACACACACACACACACACAGGUCACAUGCAUAGAUCAAACGCAUUUGUAAACCACAACUUGGCUUAACAAUGAUAAUAAAAACACUUUAUUUGUAAGGCACUUUCCCAACAUUGUGCUAAAAGUGCUCAUUAAAACAACACAAUGGUACCUAACUCAGAACUGGCUCUGGCCAUUUCCACAAACUCUGUGUGUGAAACUCCAAUAA